Molecule: messenger RNA, 5122 nt
Organism: Tripterygium wilfordii
Lineage: Eukaryota; Viridiplantae; Streptophyta; Magnoliopsida; Celastrales; Celastraceae
Product: paired amphipathic helix protein Sin3-like 2
Exons: 24
Coding region: 327-4511 (1394 amino acids)
Biological process (GO): negative regulation of transcription by RNA polymerase II
Cellular component (GO): histone deacetylase complex; chromatin
Molecular function (GO): transcription corepressor activity
Source: RefSeq, a predicted model, not a curated record
ACCCCCCAAAGACGAGCCAAAGACGAGCCAUCCUCACUAACUUCAACACCAGUGAACCACCCCAUUAUUCGAAUUUUCGAUCUUGACUCGACCAUUAAGUUCCACGUACCCAGUGCUAUAUAACUCCUCUCCUCUUCCAAAAUUCCCAUUUCUCAACGUGAAACUAGAGAGAACACGAAAACAUUGAAGAAGCAAUCUAAUUUCUUCUCUGCAAGAGGCGAUCAAAAAGCCUUGUAACAUUUUCUGCUUUUCCUUCUCUUAUCAGGAGAGAUCUGUUCACUCUAUUUCCGCUCGUAUUUUCUCGAGGAAGCUGGGAUGAGAAGAAAAUGAAGAGAAUGAGAGAUGAUGUUUACCCUGGCUCUCAAGUUAAGCGGCCGUUUGGUUCUUCUCGAGGAGAAUCAAGCUAUGGGCAACCUCAAAUUCCCGGGGGAGGAGGAGGAAUAGGUGGAGGAGGUGGAGGUGACCCUUCUCAGAAACUCACCACUAAUGAUGCUCUAACAUAUCUAAAGGAAGUAAAGGACAUGUUUCAAGACCAGAGGGAAAAGUAUGACACAUUUUUGGAGGUGAUGAAAGAUUUCAAGGCUCAAAGAACUGAUACUACUGGUGUGAUUGCAAGAGUGAAGGAAUUAUUCAAGGGGCAUAACAACCUAAUUUUUGGAUUUAACACUUUCUUGCCAAGAGGUUAUGAAAUAACCCUUGAUGAAGAUGGGGCUCCACCAAAGAAAACUGUUGAGUUUGAAGAAGCUAUCAGCUUUGUUAAUAAGAUAAAGAAACGUUUCCAAAGUGAUGACUAUGUUUACAAAUCGUUCUUAGACAUUUUAAAUAUGUAUCGAAAGGAGCACAAGGACAUCAGUGAGGUCGACAGUGAGGUUGCUGCUCUGUUUGAGGACCAUCCAGAUUUUCUUGAAGAGUUUAGAAGAUUCUUACCUGAUUCUUCUGUAACUCAUGUGAGUCAAAUUCCAUAUGGUCGAAGUUCUAUCCAGCACUACAAUGACCGGAACUUUGCUACACCCUCAUUGCGCCACUUGCAUAUGGACAAGCAUCAUCAGAGGGAUAGAAUUAUUACUUCCCAUGCGGACCGUGAUCGUAGUGCUGAUUGCCCUGAGCUGGACAAGGAGAAAUCAAUGUUGAAAGUGCACAAAGAACAAAAGAAGCAUGCUGAAAAAGAGAGUAGGGACCGGAGAAAUUAUGAUUAUGAUGAUAGAGAAGCAAAGAACAAUAGGGACUUGGAACACAUUGCUGACAGAAAAAAAUCUGCCCAGAAGGUUGAAGGUUAUGGACCAAAUUCAAACUUUGCUUCUUUUGAUGAAAGAGACACUUCAAAGAAUAUGUACAGCCAGGCAUUCGCAUUUUGUGAGAAAGUUAAGGAGAGGUUACACAGUUUGGAUGACUACCAAGCAUUCCUGAGAUGCCUCAGUAUUUAUAGCCAAGGAAUUAUUAAAAGGAAUGAUUUGCUAAAUUUGGUGACUGAUUUACUUGGGAAGUAUCCCGAUCUUAUGGAGGAGUUCAAGGACUUCCUGGAGCGUUGUGAGGAUCUAGAUGGUUUCCUUGCUGGCGUUAUGAGUAAAAAAUCACUAUGUACUGAUGGACAUGUAUCGAGAUCAUUGAGGGCUGAUGAAAAAGAAAAAGAGCACAAGCGUGAACUUGAAAGUGCCAAAGAAAAGGAUAGAGGCAGAGAGAAAUAUAUGGCAAAAUCAAUUCAAGAGCUUGACCUUUCUAAUUGUGAACGCUGUACUCCAAGUUAUCGGCUUCUGCCAGAGGAUUAUCCAAUAGCUAUGGCUAGCCAUAGAUCUGAGCUUGGUGCUCAAGUAUUGAACGAUCACUGGGUUUCGGUGACUUCUGGAAGUGAGGAUUACUCUUUUAAACACAUGCGCAGAAAUCAGUAUGAGGAAAGCUUAUUUAGAUGUGAAGAUGAUAGGUUUGAGCUGGACAUGCUGUUAGAGUCUGUGAGCUCUACUGCCAAGUGUGCCGAGGAAUUGUUGAACAAGAUGAAUGAAAAAUACCCUAAUCUGGGCUCCCCAAUCCAGAUGGAGGACUACUUUACUGCUUUAAAUCUUAGGUGCAUCGAACGUUUAUAUGGUGACCAUGGUCUUGAUGUGAUGGACAUAUUGCGGAAGAACCCAAGUCUUGCCCUACCUGUUAUUUUAACUCGUCUGAAGCAAAAGCAAGACGAGUGGACAAGGUGUCGCUCAGAUUUUAAUAAGGUCUGGGCUGACAUAUAUGCUAAGAACCAUUACAAAUCACUUGAUCAUCGCAGCUUCUAUUUUAAACAACAGGAUUCAAAGAACUUGACUGGGAAAUCUUUGGUGACUGAGAUCAAGGAGUUGAAAGAGAAGCUGCAGAAAGAGGAGGAUGUUAUUCUUGCUUUUGCUGCUGGAACCAAACAACAUUUGGUUCCACAUUUUGAAUAUGAAUACUCUGAUGUCAGCAUUCAUGAAGAGUUGCAUAAACUUGUUCAAUAUUCAUGUAAAGAGGUUUGCUCAACUAAGGAACAGUCGAACAAAGUUAUGAAAUUUUGGACUACCUUCUUAGAGCCCAUGCUGGGUAUUCCUUCACGGCCUUAUGGGACAACGAGUUCUGCAGAUGUUGGAAACGCUAGCAAUAUUGCUACAAAGGAUACUGCAUCUAGCAUAGAAGGAGGUGAUAGUAGUCCUGCUCCAGAUGCUAUGACAAGUAGUUCCAUAAAACCAGCUGCUCAUGUGGAUGAAAGCUCUUUAUUGGGACUAGCAAAAUGUUCCAGCAGGAGGUUGGCAAAUGGAGAUACUAUGGCUAAAGAAGAUAGUAUGAUUCGCGUAGAUCGUGUAUGGAAAAGUGAUCUGACAGGUGAUAAUCAACAGCUAGGAAGAGAGGCAAAGAAUACAGAGAUGACUGGCAGAAUUUCUGGAUAUAGCAUACAAAUUGCCUCUGCUCAAGUAGCUGGAGAUUCCAGUGCGUCACUUACAGAAAACAGUCAUCGAAGAACCAGCGACGAGGUGACAGCAGGGCAUGUUGCGAUUCCAUCUCUACACGGUGAUGCUAGCAUUGAGGACCAAAAGCUAAAAGCUAGAGCUGAUAUUGCACCUUCAUCAAAGGGUGAAGAUGCUGCAAAACCAAUCUUACCUCCAAAUGGAGUGCCUACAAACGACAUUAAAGUUAAUAGAUAUCACGAAGAUGCUGCUGGGCCCUCCAAAAUUGAAAAAGAAGAGGGUGAGUUGUCACCUAAUGGUGAUUUUGAGGAGGACAAUUUUGCUGUCUAUGAAAAUACUGGUGUGCAGGUAAUGCCCAAGGGAAAGGAACUUAAUGGAAGUAGGCAACAAAAAUCAGGAAAGGAGGAGGAAUUAUUUUGUCAGGGUACUGGAGGAAACUAUGCAGACGCUGAUGAUGAUGACAGUGAAAAUGCUUCCGAGGCUGGUGAUGAUGUUUCAGGCAGUGAAUCUGCUGAUGAUGAAUGCUCUCGAGAAGAGCAUGGGGAGGAGGAAGAUGUUGAACAUGUUGAAGUAGAUGGUAAGGCUGAAAGUGAUGGUGAAGCUGAGGGCAUGGCUGAUACACAGUUCGUUGGAGGAGGAGAUAGCACGGCAUUGCCAUCAGAAUGUUUUCUGUUGUCAGUGAAGCCUAUUGCAAAGCAUGUACCAUCAGGUUUAUUUAAUGAAGAAAGGAAGGAUUCUCGGGUUCUUUAUGGAAAUGAUGAUUUCUACGUCCUCUUUAGGCUUCACCAAAUUUUAUAUGAAAGAAUUUUGUCAGCAAAAAAAAAUUCAACAGGUGUCGAAAUGAAAUGGAGAAACACAAAAGAUACUGAUUCUCCUGGUCCAUAUGCAAGAUUUAUGAGUGUGCUAUACAAUUUGCUUGAUGGCUCUGUUGACAAUGCAAAGUUCGAGGAUGAAUGUCGAGCUAUUAUAGGAAACCAGUCUUAUGUGUUAUUCACACUGGACAAGUUAAUAUAUAAAUUGGUCAAGCAGCUUCAGACUGUUGCAACCGAUGAGAUGGACUAUAAGCUUCUUCAGCUGUGCGAGUAUGAGAGAUCCCGACUACCUGGAAAGAUAAUUGAUUCAGUGUAUUAUGAGAAUGCCCGUUCCCUCCUUCAAGAGGAGAAUAUAUUUAGAUUUGAAUGUUCAACUGCCCCGUCCCGUUUAUCCAUCCAGUUGAUGGACAAUGCAACCGAGAAGCCUGAGGUGUUCGCUGUUUCCAUGGAUCCUGAUUUUGGGGCUUAUCUUCACAACGAUUUCCUGUCUGUAUUUCCAGGCAAAAAGGAGCCACAUGGCAUUAUAAUGCGAAGAAACAUGCGCAAAUAUGUUGGUGUUGAUGAGUAUUCUGCUACAUGCAUGGCCAUGGAAGGUUCUAAAAUUUUCAAUGGCCUUGAGUGUAAGAUAGCUUGCAGCUCAUGCAAGAUCUCCUAUGUUUUGGACACAGAAGAUUUUUUCUUUCGUUUGAAAAGCAAAAGAAAAAAAUUGUCAAGGGAUGGAUCUUUCUAUCAUGAUCAGACUCGGUCAAGAGUACAACGCUUUGUCAAAUUCUUAUCAGCCUCGGCCUCAUGAUAAUUUAUCAAACCCUAUCACCAGGGACACAGGGUCCUUGGAACAAUGGAAGGCAGGAAGAAUUCAACGAGGCAGCAUCUUCAAUAUAUUUUUAUAUCAUCAUGAUUGGCUGAGUGACGCUGAAUCAGGAAUUUAGUAUAUUGUAAAUAUGACUGAUGUUGAUGCCUGAUGUUCUUGUUUUGUAGCAAUGUGUCUGCCGAGGUUCUCUUUUAAGUUGCAGCUCUCUUUUAAGUUGCAGCUCGUCACCUCUCUCUCUCCUGCUCUCCACCCAAAAAAUAGGGCUGCAGUUUACUGAUUUUCGGUCGUGCCAGAUUAUGGAUCCAAGUUUCUGAAUUCAAAUUUUUGCAAGAACUAAAUAAUUUGCUUGGGAAGUGACUACCUGAAACUUCCAGUAUUCCUUUUUUGUCUCUCUUGCAUACAGCUCAUCAGCUCAAUACUGAUAUUCUAACUGCUACUUUUGUUCGCAAUUUUGCUUUUUAUUUUUUAUGUUUUGGAUAAUACUUUAUAAACCUUAGUUCUCAAUACUUUGAUUGAUGUACAGUUAUGUCAAAAUUUAACUCUCUUUUUUUGAGCAAUCUUAUUUAUCGAGAAUGUCUUAAUUUUUCGGAGUA